This is a messenger RNA of Zeugodacus cucurbitae (melon fly), 774 nucleotides long. RefSeq names its product malignant T-cell-amplified sequence 1 homolog (gene MCTS1). The record is from RefSeq and is a predicted model, not a curated record. Gene Ontology annotation, molecular function: RNA binding. Gene Ontology annotation, biological process: formation of translation preinitiation complex. The transcript is spliced from 4 exons. Lineage: Eukaryota; Metazoa; Arthropoda; Insecta; Diptera; Tephritidae. Bases 141 to 689 code for a protein of 182 amino acids.
UUAUGGCAACACUGCUCACUUGACAUUUUCUCUUAAUUUGUUGUUGGUAGCUAAUCUGGCAUGUCUUUUAGGUGAAACGUAAACUUAUUGAAAUAAAGUUGUUCUAAUAUAUUUGAUAUUACAGCCUAAUUUGAUAUAAUAUGUUUAAAAAAUUUGAGGAAAAGGAAAGUGUUUCGUCGCUGCAGCAACUGAAGUCUUCAGUGCAGAAAGGAAUUCGAGCGAAGCUAUUAGAGACAUAUCCCUUAUUGGAAACACAUAUUGAUUUGAUAUUACCAAAAAAGGAUUCCUAUCGCAUCGCGAAAUGUCAUGAUCAUAUAGAACUUUUAGUUACGGGAAGCGGAGAAAUUGUUUUUUUCCGGCAUCGUGAGAGUCUAUGGAUGCCUACCUUACGAUUACUUCAUAAAUUCCCAUAUUUUGUAACCAUGCAGCAAGUAGAUAAGGGCGCCAUACGCUUCGUACUAAGUGGAGCUAACAUCAUGUGUCCCGGUCUUACAUCACCGGGUGCACAAAUGACUUCUGCUGAUAAAGGAACAAUAGUUGCUAUAAUGGCUGAGGGUAAGGAACAUGCAUUAGCUAUUGGUGUUACCACAUUAUCUACCGAUGAUAUCUCGAAAAUCAACAAAGGUGUUGGAGUAGAAAAUUGCCAUUACCUCAAUGACGGUCUCUGGAAGAUGAAGGUUGUUAAGUAAAAAUUCUAGACUGAAAUGACUAACGAUGGCGAGCAAUAUUAAAAUGUUGAUUUCUUAAUUAAAUAAAUUGCUUUAGUUUAUUGGA